This is a messenger RNA of Carassius carassius (crucian carp), 2548 nucleotides long. Its product is annotated as protein DENND6A-like. The transcript has 19 exons. Bases 107 to 1897 code for a protein of 596 amino acids. Lineage: Eukaryota; Metazoa; Chordata; Actinopteri; Cypriniformes; Cyprinidae. Gene Ontology annotation, molecular function: guanyl-nucleotide exchange factor activity. Gene Ontology annotation, cellular component: recycling endosome. The record is from RefSeq and is a predicted model, not a curated record.
UCCGCCCCGUUCAUCCUGGAAGUGUUUGUAUUUACAGCUCGAGAUUCUCCAGCUUUCAUCAAUAAACCGAGUCGGAUCACACCUGGGUCGAGCGGAGGGUAUCACCAUGGCCUUUCAGGACUCUGAGGGACUGGAAGAACAGAUGGAAGACCCGGAAGAUACUCUGAGAGUUUCCCCGGCGGAGGAGAUGCCCGUCGAUGGGCCUCCAGCGGUAGAGGAGCCGCUGCUGCUGCCGUGGGACCGCUUCUCCUCCUGGCUGCACUGUAUCUGUGUGGUCGGCUUCGAUCUGGAGCUCGGCCAAGCUGUGGAGGUUAUCUAUCCUCACCACUCCAGACUCACUGAAAAAGAGAAAACGAAUAUAUGCUAUCUGUCAUUCCCGGACUCCAAUUCAGGUUGUCUCGGGGACACACAGUUCUGCUUCCGUUUCCGGCAGGCCGCAGGCAGGAAGUUGUCACUCGGAUGUUUCCUCGACCACUUCGACCGGGAUGCACCGGUCUGUCUCAAGAGAGAUCAGGGCUAUUACUACGGGUAUGUGUACUUCAGACAGGUGCGAGACAAGUCGCUCAAGAGAGGCUACUUUCAGAAGUCUCUGGUCCUCAUCAGCAAGCUGCCCUACGUGACCUUUUUCCACUCUUUGCUGAAGCUCAUCGCCCCUGAAUACUUUGAGAAACAGGAGCCGUUUUUAGAGGCCGCAUGUAAUGAUAUUGACCGCUGGCCCACGCCGUUUCCGGGGAAGAUCCUCACGCUCCCCAUCAUGGGUGUGGUCAUGAAGUUGCGAAUCCCCACGUGUUACGACAAGCCUGGAACGUCUCAGCUUGUCCAGUCCGCGCCGAGCGACAGUCUAGUGUCCAUCGUUCUGCCCACCGUCCAUGAAGUGGAUCUCUUCAGGUGUUUCCAUCCAGUGUUUUUUCAUAUUCAGAUGUUAUGGGAGCUUGUGUUGCUCGGUGAAGCGUUGGUGGUCAUGGCCCCAUCACCGGCAGAAUCUUCAGACACUGUUUUGGCAUUGGUCAGCUGUAUCUCUCCUCUGCGCUACUGCAGUGAUUUCCGGCCGUAUUUCACCAUUCAUGACAGUGAGUUUAAGGAAUACACCACUCGAACACAAGCUCCGCCUUCAGUCAUUCUGGGAGUUACAAACCCAUUUUUCGCCAAAACUCUGCAGCACUGGCCUCACAUCAUCCGCAUCGGAGACAUGAAACAAGCAGGAGAGAUGGCCAAACAAAUGAAAGUGAAGAAACUAAAAAACCUGAAGACUUUGGACUCAAAGCCUGGUGUCUACACUGCAUAUAAACCCUUCCUGAACAAAGACGAGGACAUUAUCAAGCAGCUGCAGAAGGGAGUCCAGCAGAAGCGUCCUUCAGCGGCCCAGAAUGCAAUUCUGCGUCGAUAUUUCCUGGAACUUACACAGAGUUUCAUCAUACCACUGGAGCGUUAUGUGGCCAGUCUAAUGCCUCUACAGAAGAGCAUCUCUCCCUGGAAAAGUCCUCCCCAGCUUCGACCGUUCAACCAGGAGGAGUUUAUGAAGACGCUGGAGAAGGCCGGACCUCAGCUCACCUCACGACUCAAAGGAGACUGGAUCGGCCUCUACAGGCAGUUCCUGAGGACUCCGAACUUCGACGGCUGGUUCAGGAACCGCAGGAAGGAGAUGACGCAGAAGCUGGAAGCUCUUCAUCUGGAGGCGCUGUGUGAGGAAGACCUGCAGCUGCGGAUACAGAAACACACAGAGGUGGAGACGGUCGACCUGGUGCUCAAACUCAAGGAGAAACUGACUCAGGCCGAGAAGGAUCAGCUUCCUGUCAAAACAGGAACUCUUCCCAAACUACAGGCCCAUAUCGAGAGCAUCAUCCUGUCUCUUCCAGAGGACCUGCAGGGCAUCUUACACAAACCGCCGAGCCCCUGACCCUCAGCCACAGACACGUGCUAGAUUUCUCUGCUGGAUCCUCCUCAAGUGCACUUGUUGCUGCCCUUGAACUGACAAUGCUGGCAUUGCCAAAAACCACACAGGAAGUGACUGUGCCUGAGCGUGAGAGGGGCGAAUGUUGGCAGAAUGAUGCACGUGUGUCACGGACACAUUCUGAGUCUCUCUGCUGUAAGUCUCACCGUGUGAGAUUAAAAUUCCCUUUGCUUUUAAACAUGAAGAUGGAGUCAGGAAAGAGAGAUCUGUGAAAGAUUGUGCUGUGACACCAGAACAUCUGGAGCAAGAACAUCAAAUCGGCUUCAUAAGAACACAUCCAGGUCAUCUGUAACCUCAAAAUCAGGAAAUUAUAGUUUGCAUAAAGUAAAGGAAGCCUAUUUUAAGUCCAUUAAGUCUAAUGUGUUUACAUUCUGUAAUGAUCCUGAGAUUUUCUUAUUCCCAUUUUUCAUGACUGCUUAUUAUUGCGUAAUUUAACAGAAGAAAAAGAAAACAGAACAGAAAAAAGCAAAACUAUUACUGAACUAAUAUAAAAAAUUCUACUGCUGUCAAUUCUGUCAAAAUGAGGUGUGUUGCAUUACAGUAAUGGAAAUUAAUAUUUUCAUGAUAAUUAAUAACAUUUACCCCAGAGUUUUCCAU